UCUUUGGAAAAAAGAGGAGGAAGCAAGAACUGACAAGGACUGAAGGGAACAAGAAAUUUUUAAAAAAGUCAACACGGUCCACACUGAUCCUAAGUCUGUGUGGCACUUUCCCAUGUGACUGGAAACCCGCAAACGAAAACUGAUCCUGGGUCAGGUCUGUGAGCACAUGAGGGUUUUGUGUUUGCCAAAGGGGAUGAGAGUAAUUUCCGUUUCUCUCUUGGAUCCUUCAGGCAGUUGCUGCUUUGCCACAUACAGACACAUGCUAUAAACACAAGGUUCAGUCAGACCACAGGACAGUUUAGCAGCCCCCACUUCCUCAUCGAGUCGAAGCAGAGCGAGCGAACAUGAGUUUCCUGUGACGCCUCUGUGUCUCUGGUCAAUUAGUUUACUCACAUCACUCCACUGUCGAGCUACCCUGCAUGGAAAGACGGCGGGCCUCAUCGUAUCCUGGGGGGAGCUCUCUGGUAGAUAUACACUGACAGCCAUCGGGGGGAUUGUCUCCAAAAACCUGGACCUGUCUCUGGACACAAAAACACAUCAGACCUGUUCAGUUAGAAACAGUCUUCAGAAGAAAGCUGUGAUGCUGUUUUCACCCAGUUAGUGUGUGUGUGAGUGCGUCUUUGGGAUAUUCAGCCAUGCUACAGCAGUCAGAGCUCAUCUUUGACUUUGCCAGUGACCAUAUUAACAUGUCACAGCUGGGGGGUCACUCAGAUUACCCUGCAGUGAUUGUAGAGCAGGUUCCCCAUCCACACCUGCUCUCAUAUUCAGGUCUAGCGUGUGAACAGUCACAGACAGAGGAGGAUCACCAACAGCUGCUCAAAGUGGAGCCAUGUGAAAGUGGAGAAGAAGAGACCAUGGAGACGCUUGUUGCUGCUGACUCGCUUCUCAACAUGGACUGCUCUGACACCCUCUCCCUGGAACAACACUACUCCGAGACCUUCUUACCAUCACUGGGUGAUGUCGUCACCACUCCUGUUACCCAGGUGACUGUGUCAGCAGAGGGGAUCGUGGGACCUGUUGACCAGUCACAAUGGCACUCGCUGCAUACAAAGAAGCCCACGGCACAGCUGCAGUCCAAAAAAAGAAGUAGAAAACCUCGACAUCGGAGGGCAGAGUCUCCAACACCAGACAUUACAGUGAAAAAGGACAAAUAUAACAAAGGAGGAAACACACUGUACUUGUGGCAGUUCCUUAUGGAGUUGCUGCAGGAUCGGCAGGUCUGCCCUCGCUACAUCAAAUGGACUAAUCCCCACGCAGGGAUCUUCAAGCUGGUCAACUCAAAGGCAGUGGCUAGACUCUGGGGCAAACACAAGAACAAGCCAGAUAUGAAUUAUGAGACAAUGGGCCGAGCACUCAGGUACUACUACCAGAGGGGGAUACUGAAUAAGGUUGAAGGCCAGCGUCUCGUCUACCAGUUCACCUCUCUGCCCAAAGACAUGGUUUAUAUCACAGAUGGAGAUGGCACCAAAGAAGAAGAAGAUGACGAUCACGACGACAAUGAUGAAGGUGUGAGUGAUGACUCUGAUGACAGCACAAUAUCUUCUAGUGACCAAUCAGUAGAGGAUGAAGAUUCCCACCCACCACAGAAGAAGAUGUCAUCCGGUAGCUCUGUCCGAGCCCCAGCUACCCAGCGGACCAGGCCGGCUGCCAGGCCUUCGGGUCAGCGUGACACCGUCCUGCGGCCUGCCAGCUCCAGCCUGAUCCAGGAGCAACAUUUGCCCAUUGUGUCUGCUGAGAUGCUGCGGACCCUCCAGAACCUGGAGAAAGUGCAGUCCCUGCAGCCCACAGGUCACGCCUCAGUCUUUAAAACGGCUCAGCUGCUGGGAAGCCUGUAUGGGCAACAGGCUGUAGACAGUGAGGGCGCACCUGAGACACAUGAGAAAAAGUCACACCGAGGGCAGAAAACCUCACAAGUAGAGACUCCACAGCUGGUGCCUCUAACCAGCUCUGACCAGUAGAACAGAGCAAUCCACCACCAGAUACCCACGCACAUACACUCCACUGACUCAGGACCAGUUACAGAGCUGCACGUUGUUGUGGCAAUGUCUUCACACCAGGGCCUAUAUUUCAUUAAGUGUGUAGGAGCGGGAUGAAUGAUCUAGGAUUGUUUUUGUAUUUUAGAUUUUUUUAAUGAAUUGGUAACAAAGGUAAUUCUAGAUCAGUCCUUCCUUACUGACGUCUGAGUUGGGAGGAAAUUGACAGGAACCAAAAUCUCACAGCGUUGAGCAGUUUACCCUCUCAGUAGACAGGCAGACUGUAAAAGUUCACAUUAUCUCAGCCUUCUGUUAUUCUUUGUUAACUAUACAAGACACCAAAGACAGACAUGCACUGGAAUCUAAAGCCUCUCUGCACUUCCUGCAGAUGCACCCGCUGCUUGCACUUCAGCUCCAGUAUCAUGGAGCUAAUUAUCUGAUCAGCACACUGUGCCCUCCUUCUCUGCCUUUACUCUUGCAGUUUCUCACUCUUUUCUCUUUGCUGUCACAUGCUGAAUCAUUCCUCUACCUUAAAUGUGGCUUUGCACUAAUGUUUACCCCUGCUGUAUGUUUCUCCUCGUAAGUGCCUGAAGAUCUCAGACCAUCCUGUCCCUGCUUCCACUGUUCCUGGUAAUCAUGAGGUUAUUGAGGGAAAACAUUCCAUACUAUUGUUAUUAUUAUUAUUUUUUUUAAAGAUUUCUGAAUUAUGUUUGUAUUGUGAAAUGUUGAAAACAAGGGAUCACUGUUAUUUCUAGAAUAGGAAUUAAGCACUGCUGCUGUUUAUAGCUGAUGUACACAGUGGACCUUCCUUUUGUUGACAAUCACCAGUGAAAUGGUCUAGUUGCCUUUUAUUUAGCUGCAGUGCCUCGUAGAUAAGUCUUUCUGCAAUGCACAUAUUCUGUUUAGUUAUUACACAUAUAUAAAUUGUUGUGUAUUGUGUGUUGUAUACUGUAUGUUUGUGAAAAUGUUUGACUUUGUGCCUUGUUGCCAUUUUCUCCCUCAGGUUUAUAAAAAAUUGUUUUGCUGCACAGACUAUAUACUCUAUGCAAGGAGUAAAACAGCUGGCCCUUUAUAAUGAAGUAAUGCUAAGUUCAGUGUUUUCUCUUCAGUUGAUCUUUGUUUAACUUCACAAAGCCAGCCUACAAAGCUUACCUUACUCCAAAUGAAAACUGAGAUUCGUAAGAUUUAGGCUGGCUUCUGGGAGGCUAAGCUUGGUUAAGAGAUGCUUAGAACCGUGCCUUUGCCCCCAGGCAGCCCCUAUGCAAAACUGUUUUCACUUUAUUACUGAGUAAACCAUUUAUUUUGAAAUCCCCUCACUUUAUCUGGAGGUCUCCUGAUGUUUUCUAAGUUUUGCUGAUAUGGAUUUGUAAGCCUGUAACAGAGGGAGAGGUGGAGUUUCUGUCGCUUUGUUCUCUUGUGUUUUGCUGUCCCAGGUGUUGAAAAGAUAAUGUUCGAUUAUAUGAAAUAAACUUAAUUUUGGCAUUGCCUGUGUGAAAUUCA
This is a messenger RNA of Lates calcarifer (barramundi perch), 3473 nucleotides long. Its product is annotated as ETS-related transcription factor Elf-1. Gene Ontology annotation, cellular component: nucleus. Lineage: Eukaryota; Metazoa; Chordata; Actinopteri; Centropomidae. Gene Ontology annotation, molecular function: sequence-specific DNA binding; DNA-binding transcription factor activity, RNA polymerase II-specific. Bases 636 to 1958 code for a protein of 440 amino acids. The transcript is spliced from 8 exons. The record is from RefSeq and is a predicted model, not a curated record. Gene Ontology annotation, biological process: regulation of transcription by RNA polymerase II; cell differentiation.